UUCCUGCUUGCACAGGCGAUCGCCUCUGCCCUCCUAUCUCUCUUCUCCCACGGCCCAUCUGUGCCUCCUCUCUGCUCCCUUCCUUGCCACCCCCGCCCUCGGCUGGGUGCUCCCAGCCCCUCCCUCGCCCGUCUGUAUUUGGAGCUGCCGGAAGCCGCGGGCGACUCUCCCCGCUAGCAGCGUGACCGACUCGGGCUCCCGUGCAGGGGGGAGGCGGAGGCAGCAAAGGACCAGCGGGAGGAGGGCGCAAGUGGCCGGAGUCGGCUUUGCAUCACCGAAGCCGGGACCUGGGCUCUACAGCAGAAUGGCGGACAUGGCAGGACUGAUGGAGAGGCUGGAACGUGCAGUCAGCCGGCUGGAGCAGCUUUCUGCAGGGCUAGACGGACCUCCUGGAGGCUGCGGGGAAGUGAAUGGUGUCAAUGGAGGUGUGGCGCCGUCCGUGGAAGCCUUUGACAAACUGAUGAACAGUAUGGUGGCCGAGUUCUUAAAGAACAGCCGAGUCCUUGCUGGUGACGUAGAGAUUCACGCGGAAAUGGUGCACGGCGCUUUCCAGGCCCAGCGUGCUUUUCUUCUCAUGGUCUCUCAGUACCAACAACCCCAGGAGAAUGAAGUUGCUGUCCUUCUGAAGCCCAUAUCGGAGAAGAUUCAAGAAAUACAGACUUUCCGCGAGAGAAACCGGGGGAGCAACAUGUUCAACCACCUCUCGGCGGUCAGCGAAAGCAUUGCCGCCCUGGGCUGGAUAGCCGUGUCCCCCAAACCUGGUCCUUAUGUCAAGGAGAUGAACGACGCUGCCACCUUUUACACAAACAGGGUCCUGAAGGACUACAAGCACAGCGAUCUGCGCCACGUGGAUUGGGUGAGGUCCUACCUCAAUAUCUGGAGCGAGCUGCAAGCCUACAUCAAGGAGCAUCACACCACAGGCCUUACUUGGAGCAAAACAGGUCCUGUGGCAUCCACAGCGUCAGCGUUUUCCAUCCUCUCCUCUGGGCCUGGUCUUCCGCCACCACCUCCACCACCGCCUCCUCCUGGGCCACCUCCACCUUUUGAGAAUGAGGAUAAAAAGGAGGAGCCCUCCCCUUCUCGCUCAGCUUUAUUUGCCCAGCUCAAUCAGGGAGAAGCCAUCACUAAAGGGCUCCGGCAUGUCACAGAUGACGAGAAGACAUACAAGAAUCCCAGCCUGAGGGCUCAAGGACAGAUUCGCUCUCCAAUCAAAACCCAUACGCCGAGCCCCACAGCUCCAAAAUCGAAUUCUCCUCAGAAACAUGCUCCAGUGUUGGAGCUGGAAGGGAAGAAGUGGAGAGUGGAAUACCAAGAGGACAGGAACGACCUUGUCAUCUCAGAGACCGAGCUGAAACAAGUGGCUUACAUUUUCAAAUGUGACAAAUCCACUCUUCAGAUAAAGGGAAAAGUGAACUCCAUCACUGUCGAUAACUGCAAGAAGUUUGGCCUGGUGUUUGAUCAUGUGGUGGGCAUUGUGGAGGUGAUCAACUCCAAGGACAUUCAGAUCCAGGUAAUGGGGAGAGUACCAACAAUCUCCAUUAAUAAGACAGAAGGAUGCCACCUGUACCUCAGUGAAGAUGCACUAGACUGUGAGAUCGUGAGCGCCAAGUCUUCUGAGAUGAAUGUCCUGGUCCCUCAGGGUGACGAUUAUAGAGAAUUUCCCAUUCCCGAGCAGUUCAAGACAAUAUGGGAUGGAUCCAAGCUGGUCACCGAGCCUGCAGAGAUCAUGGCCUGACAUCCAAGAGAUAUCCUUCCCGAGUCUCCUCUAGCAAGCAGAAGCAAGCAGCUAGUAGGAGCUAGAUUUCACCAUAGCCCCGGCGUCUGCGUCCGUGUCCAUGUCCGCGUCCUGCAGUUCUGUGCCAUGGAAAACAGUAUCUUUUCUGGCAGGCUUUUAUGGGCAUUUUGAAAUAUUUAACAUUUGAUCAUGACGUGUGUGUGAUUUUACUUCCAUAUGAUAACUAGUAAACAUGACAGUUAAAGGGAAAAGGAUUCUGUUCCCAUCACAUCACCAACUCCGUAACUGAUAAGGAAAAGGCCUGCCUGUCUUUUCGGUUUAAUUGCUAGUUGAAAAAAAAAAAAAAAUGAAGCCUUAGAGAACCUAUGUAUGUUUUUACCUUUUAGACAACUUUAACAUGAUGAGAUAGUCUUGUGCCCUGAAGAAUAAGACUCUAUUUUUUAAUUUUUACAUGUUCACCUUUAUCAGCGUGGACAUCCUGUCAGCAUGAAUGAAUUCUUCAAUCCAAGUUUUUACAAACACACACAUAUACACAAAGAGAAGAUGUCUAAGGAAACACAAUAUACCCUUUAGAGUUACUGAAAAAGAAACAAACAAACAAAAAAAUCCUAACUCCAUCUUUCUCCUGAGUCACUUUAAAAAUUCUAAUUUGUCUGCACAUCCUAAGAUAAAGGGUGGUGGCAGGGAGGGUUGGGGUGAGGUAGGGACUCAUCCUCAGUUUUUGCUUUGUAAUACCUCAUGGUCCGGUUCCAAGAUAGCUCCACCUUUGCGUGUCAGUUUCGAAGUCCCCUGUACUAGCAGACAAUCCCAUACAGGUCUCUAAUGCUUAUUAGAGAUGAGUCCCUUUCCACUGCCCAGGCUCACCAGUGCUAACCAGCCUCGUAGACAAACGCCCAAGAACCUGACCGUUGCUUUUCCAGUCAGUUGUUUGGCUCCGGUUGGGUUUUCUCGUCUUGAUAGUGCCCACACUUCCAGGCGGGCAGCAACGCUCUCCGUGUCUCUUCUCUGCACAUGGCUGAGAACUCUGCAGCUUUUGGGGUCCUGUGUGACAAAGCCUAGGGCUAAGCUUUCGGAACCAGUGGGAGCAUCUAGUUUGUGCCUACGAAGGCCCCGCUGGCUAUCAUUUUCGGUUUUUGAAUAGCUUCUAUAUCCACACAGGAUUCAUUAUCAUGGAUGUUUGUGUGUUCAAGUUUUGUUAUAAAAGUUCUGUCCUUAGGAACUAUGUUGUGGCUUUAGUAAGGAUAAUUUUUUGAACAGUAAAGUUAUAGUAAGUUAAACUAAUUGUUUAAAUACUGAGAUGAAUUCUCGUUUUGGUUUUGCAUUUGUUUUGUUCUGUUUUAUCUUUUGCUUGCUGACUUGCUUGGUUGAUUUGUUUGUGGUCAGCCAGAGAUACAAAGUGAGACAUUAUUGGAGGUACUUAAUGCCGAGCCUGACAACCUGAGUGUACUCUCCAGGAACCUCGUGGUGGAAGGAGAGAUGUGACCUACAUAAGACGUCCUCUGACCUGUACCUGCAUAUCAUGAAUGCACAUGUCAGCGCGCGCACGCACGCGCGCGCACACACACACACACACACACACACACACGAUUUUUAAAAAAUUUAAACUUUAAAAAAAAAAGUCAAAAUGGAGCUAGAGCUGGAGACAUGGCAGCAGUUAAGAGCCAUUCUUGUAGAGGACCCACCCAUGUUCAAUUCCAUCACCCACCUGGCAACUCAUAACCACCUAUAACUCCAGUUCCAAGGGAUCUGACAUCCCUGUGGGCACCUGCAUGCAUGUGGUGCACCGGCACACUCGGUCAUGCACAUACACAUUCAGUUAUAUUUUAAAAGUCAAAAUGAAAAUUGCCAUCACAUUAGAUUACAUAUUUGCAUUAUAGUGGCCUUAUGUAACCAGGGUUUGUUUUUUUUUUUUAAUUAAAAAAUAAAACUAGAGCUUUUUUGGUUGUCA
Molecule: messenger RNA, 3683 nt
Organism: Mus pahari (shrew mouse)
Lineage: Eukaryota; Metazoa; Chordata; Mammalia; Rodentia; Muridae
Gene: Cap2
Product: cyclase associated actin cytoskeleton regulatory protein 2
Exons: 13
Coding region: 305-1735 (476 amino acids)
Biological process (GO): cytoskeleton organization; cell morphogenesis; regulation of adenylate cyclase activity
Cellular component (GO): cytoplasm
Molecular function (GO): adenylate cyclase binding; actin binding
Source: RefSeq, a predicted model, not a curated record